AUGGUCGACACACCUGACUUCAUCGAUUGGUCAGAUCAGAGUAUUUCCUUCAGUAGGGCGGAUCACCCGAAAGCCGUUCCGAGGCCUGGCCACGCAGCCCUUGUUCUUGAAGCACAGAUCGAAGGAUACAAUAUGAGCAAAGUCUUCAUGGAUGGAGGAAGUGGUUUGAACUUAUUGUUUGCCAGCACCAUGAGAGCAAUGGGUUUAACAGUCGAUAUGUUAAGAGAAUCUGAUACAGGAUUCCACGACAUUAUACCGACUCGACCCGCCUAUUCUCUUGGAAAAAUGUCAUUGGAUGUGGUCUUCGGCACGCCUAGCAAUUUCAGGAAAGAGAAGAUCGAGUUCGAAGUAGUCGAUUGGGAGUCUCAGUAUCACGCCAUCCUAGGCAGGCCCGCGUUUGCCAAAUUUAUGGCCGUGCCCCACUAUGCUUACUUGAAGCUGAAGAUGCCAGGCAACAACGGGACCCCAAUAACUGUCCAUGGGACCUUUGCUCGAUCAGACAACUGCGACCGGGAGUUCCAGAAGAUAGCCUCGAAGUUCGGAGCCAAGGAAGAGCUCAACGCAAUUGACGCCGUUACAGAUCACACGCAACCACCAGCCGACAAUCGUAAUGAGAGAUCCGAUGAGUUUGACGCUGCAAAGGAAACCAAGAAGCUACAGGUGCAUCCUGCAGACCCGGAGAAAAUCGUCAACACGUCGGCUGACCUUACUGAUGCAUAG
This is a messenger RNA of Lolium perenne, 720 nucleotides long. RefSeq lists its product as uncharacterized. NCBI's taxonomy places the organism in Eukaryota, Viridiplantae, Streptophyta, Magnoliopsida, Poales, Poaceae. The record is from RefSeq and is a predicted model, not a curated record.